Molecule: messenger RNA, 1266 nt
Organism: Histoplasma capsulatum G186AR
Lineage: Eukaryota; Fungi; Ascomycota; Eurotiomycetes; Onygenales; Ajellomycetaceae
Product: methyltransferase
Exons: 2
Coding region: 1-1266 (421 amino acids)
Molecular function (GO): S-adenosylmethionine-dependent methyltransferase activity
Source: RefSeq, a predicted model, not a curated record
AUGGAUCAACAUGCGGCAACAGGGGAAAAUGCGGAAGAAUGGGAAGGGGAUUUUGAUCCCCUUGCAGAUCCGGAGGAACGGCGAGUGCUCUUUGCUGCCCUCGAUUCUUUCAGACAGUAUCGAAGGAGCGCACAUUCGCACACUACCCACCGACGACGUCAAUCAUUUUAUGCCCUACCGUCGGCCCAUUGGCAAAUGCUAGCAAAGCCUCCCUUUUCUAUUUUGGACACUUUCAACCAAAUUGAUGACGCAAUUGAUGCGAACGCAGAGAUCGCGGCUGCGAUUCUAUCUUUCGGCCUGAAAGCCUUCUCCCUACCCGCUAACCCAGACACCAAUGACGGCCAAAGGAACUGGCAGAAUACCGCUACGGGCUCUGACAUUAACAAAGCCCAUUCAACUGUCAGGCAAUUUUACCGGGAUUGGAGUACCGAGGGGUUACUGGAACGGGAAACGUGUUAUAAGCCAGUUAUGGCUGAUCUGGAAGAGCUGUUUGGCUCCCAACCGCACAUUAAGAUACUUGUUCCUGGUGCUGGGCUUGGACGUCUUGUGUUCGACCUUUGCGCUGCUGGGUAUCACGCAGAGGGGAACGAAAUUUCUUACCACCAACUCCUGGCCAGUAACUGGGCAUUGAACCAUACGGUGCGGGCCAAUGAAUACCCUUUGUAUCCCUUUGCGCUGCAGUUCUCGAAUUUGAAGUCUCGGAAACAGCAGCUGAAAAAGGUCAUGAUUCCUGAUGUCCAUCCCGCUUCAGUCAUCGCUGCUCAAAUGGAUAGGCCUGAUGAUGGGAGAGGGGUGGGCUCGAUGAGCAUGUCUGCAGCAGAUUUCGUAAUUCAGUAUAACAGCAAAUCAAAAGAGGGUGUAUUUCACGCCGUUGCGACCGUUUUCUUCAUCGAUACAGCCCCAAAUUUGAUACGGUACAUUGAGGCCAUCCGCAAUUGUCUGCAACCGGGCGGGUACUGGAUAAACAUUGGGCCGCUCCUCUGGCACUGGGAAGAUAGGUCUUCAAAUAAAGAGUCUUCUCAAGGAGAAGUGACUCAGUCGACAGGAGCUGUGGACUCGGAUAAACGCCAUGAAGGGAUUGGGGAACCUGGGCAUGUAGAAUUAACGGAGGAGGAAGUCAUUAAGCUUAUCCAACAAUUUGGAUUUGAAUUGGUCAAGAGAGACUCCGGAAAUACCUGGUGUGGCUACAUCCAGGACCCGGAGAGCAUGUUGCAAAAUCUAUAUAGACCUGCGCACUGGGUGGUAAGGAAGGUUGCAAAGUUAUGA